AUGGUGAAGGUUCUCCUCAAUGAAAUGAAUGUCAAUUCAGAGGAUUUCCAGGACGAAUCUGUGGCUGCUAUGCAUCCUGAUGUUAAGCUUAAUCCAAACAUUUCUGGUAAGUUGCUACUUAUUGGUUUUGUGGUUGAAUACAAAGCCUGCCUGGCCAAACUGGAAAACCGAGGAAGAGAAAUAGUAUAUUCUGGAAAACAUCUGGAGAACACUGGUACACUGCUUGAACUGUUACAGGAAAAAUGUCAACCAGAGGAUGUUCGUAGAGCUUACGAGGCAGAGAACAAAUCAUUUUUACAACCAGCCUUUAGAACACAGGACCAUUCCAUUGGCAUGUAA
Pelobates cultripes (western spadefoot toad) is the source of this 339-nucleotide messenger RNA. Lineage: Eukaryota; Metazoa; Chordata; Amphibia; Anura; Pelobatidae. The record is from the annotation of a GenBank genome assembly.